Molecule: messenger RNA, 1130 nt
Organism: Aspergillus wentii DTO 134E9
Lineage: Eukaryota; Fungi; Ascomycota; Eurotiomycetes; Eurotiales; Aspergillaceae
Exons: 4
Coding region: 298-855 (185 amino acids)
Molecular function (GO): RNA binding
Source: RefSeq, a predicted model, not a curated record
CGCGAGUCGCAUUCAUUGCCGUUUGCUUGACAGUUUCAGUCGCCGUUCCACGAGUCCCUCUUAUACCAUUCGCUCUUUUUGCACGGCUGGGUCUGAAUUGUCUCCUGGCUCUUUUCACUGGUCGGAUAUUAUAUUCUUCCAGAAGAUCUCCAUCCCCCGCGGCACGCUAGCCUAGACAAACGGAAAAGGCAUCAUUGUUGCCUUUCGACUUUUUUUUUUCCCUGACCUAGACCUCCUUGCGACACUACAUAUUACAAGAGAAGGAAAAAGAGCCUAUUUGCUUUUUCUACCAUCAAUAUGACUACCGAAGAAAAGGAGGUUAAGGAUGAGCGUUUUGAGACUCAAGAAGGCGGCGAUGAUGAGGAAGAAAUUGCGGCGAUGAAGAAGCGAGUCGCCGAGAUGGAAUCCGAGGCAGCAAAGCUGCGCGAGAUGCAAGCCACCCUCGAUGAACAGUCGGAGAACCUACGGGAAGACAAGGAAGACAUUGAUGCUCGGAGUAUUUUCGUCGGCAACGUGGAUUACGGUGCUUCCCCCGAGGAGAUUCAAGCGCAUUUCCAGAGCUGUGGCUCAAUAAACCGUGUCACCAUUCUCUUGGACAAGUUCACAGGCCAGCCUAAAGGAUACGCCUAUGUGGAAUUUGCAGAGCCCAGUCUCGUUGCCCAGGCACUUGUCUUGAAUGAAAGUGUCUUCCGCGGCCGAAACCUCAAGGUCGUCCCCAAGCGUACUAACCUUCCUGGUAUGACUCGAGGGCGCGGACGGGGUGGCUUCCGUGGCCGUGGCCGCGGCGGCUUCCCUCCUCGUGGAGGUUACCGUGGCGGAUAUCGUGGACGGGGUCGAGGCUAUGCGCCGUAUUAAGUGGAAGGGACAUAACGUCAUGACUAUUGAAGGGGCAGAAUAUAUCCAGGAGCUACAAGAGGAAAUGAAAGGCACAACAAGCCAAGCUACGGCAAAGGGAAAUGCUGGCGAAUAUGCCAUUUUGGCGAGCUGAUUCAGAAUCAACAAGAAUCUCUGAUUUCAUGGAUGAUUCCUUUGGAGUUAGGGACUGGGAUGUACUGUAUUAUAUCCACCAAGCCACAGAUCGGGGGACAAGAUGGGCGGAUUUCCAAGAUCGCUUUGAUUAUCGUUUUUUU